This is a messenger RNA of Cucurbita pepo subsp. pepo (vegetable marrow), 947 nucleotides long. Its product is annotated as Maf-like protein. Lineage: Eukaryota; Viridiplantae; Streptophyta; Magnoliopsida; Cucurbitales; Cucurbitaceae. Gene Ontology annotation, molecular function: nucleoside triphosphate diphosphatase activity. The record is from RefSeq and is a predicted model, not a curated record.
ACAAGAGGCAGUUCGCUCCAGUUUUCGUGGAUUGGUUUUCUCUAGAGAUUUCAGGCUCGAAAUCUUAUCUGCCGCAAUUCCAGGAAGCUUGAGAUUGCAGAGAAAUGGCCGCAGCCAAAUCUCCAUUUCAGAUAAUAUUAGGUUCUUCGUCCAUGGCUCGCCGGCGUAUUCUGUCGGAGAUGGGAUACGAGUUCACUAUAAUGACGGCAGACAUUGAUGAGAAAGCGAUUAGGAAGGAAAGGCCUGAAGAACUGGUGGUGGCUCUGGCUGAGGCAAAGGCAGAUGCAAUUAUGUCAAGAAUUCUAGCCACUGGUGCUCAACUGGACAAUGAUGCACCUGCAACACUGUUACUCACUGCAGACACAGUGGUGGUCUAUGAAGGAACGAUUAGAGAGAAACCAUCUAACAAGGAGGAAGCUCGAAAAUUUAUCAAAGGCUAUUCUGGUAGUCAUGCAUCUGUUGUGGGUUCUGUACUCAUAACCAACCUCAAGACAGGAACAAGAAAAGGGGGAUGGGAAGAGGCAGAGGUUUAUUUCUAUGACAUACCAGAGGAGAUUAUAGAUAGCCUGAUUGAAGAGGACGUUACAUUCAAAGUAGCUGGAGGUCUGAUGUUGGAACAUCCACUGACUUGGCCGUUAGUUGAGGCAGUGGUAGGUUCAACUGACACAGUGAUGGGACUUCCCAAAGCUCUUACGGAGAAACUCAUGAAUGAUGCUUUAUAGCUCGCUGAGGUAACAAAAAAGAACUUUUAACUUUUGUUACUUCAUGUUACCACGGAAAAUUAGGUUUGAGAUUCUUAUUCUUGUUGGCUGCUCAUCUUGGACAUAGAUGUUAUAAUCCUUCAACUAUUUUGAUGUUCACAAUUACUCAUCUUUUACAUCGAUAAAUAUGAUGACGAUUUGUAAUUUUGUUUCACGAAAAGGAAAAGACCGUACUUUUUGAAAGAA